This is a messenger RNA of Sardina pilchardus (European sardine), 1118 nucleotides long. RefSeq names its product SLAM family member 9-like. The transcript is spliced from 3 exons. Lineage: Eukaryota; Metazoa; Chordata; Actinopteri; Clupeiformes; Clupeidae. Bases 11 to 667 code for a protein of 218 amino acids. The record is from RefSeq and is a predicted model, not a curated record.
CACAUGAGCAAUGGCAGCCUAUGUGGUCUUGAUACCUCUUCUGGUCCUCAGUCUUCAUAAAGUGGUCAGUGACCCGGAGUCUCUGUUUGCCUCAGAUAAACACUCUGUCACUCUGACCAUGAAGAGAAAUGACAGCCUGGACCCAGAUGUUGUCAUAUGGAUCUUUAAUCAAUCAAGUGAUAUUGUCAGGUAUUACCCACAUUAUCCUAAAUCUCGCCAGCUAAGAGUCACAGACCCUUAUAAGGGCAGAGUAGAGUUUGAUCGCACUACAUUCUCUCUGGAGCUGAAGAACCUGAUGCAGACUGAUAGUGGACUCUACAGAGGAGAGGUCAUUGAGUGGACAAAGACUGUUGUUGAAUAUAGGCUUUUUGUUCAUGAGCAAAUAUCUGCCCCUGUCUUGACUGUGGCUCCUGUCCUGUCCAGUGGUGACGUCUGUAACGUGAAGGUGACCUGCACCGCUGGUGACCUCUCUCUGACCUCCACCUGUAACAGCAGCACCUGCACACCGAAGGAGCUGACUGGGUCCUCCAGCCUGGCCAUCUUUAUUACAAAUGAUAUCAUUAUCUGCAACCAUAGUAAUGCUGUCAGUUGGAGACAUGCCACAGUGGAAACUGAGGCUAAAUGCAGACGUAAACAACGUCAGAAACAUACAAUUACCCUUAAGUGACACAUGAUCUGUAACCAUGACAAAUCAGUCAUACAUAUGAUGCUGCCAGUGAAAAUGUAAACGUUGACCAAACAGACCAAAGAUUCCCGACGAGACAAACCACUGCAACUCAGUCUCGUCACCUCGGGAAUCUUUGGUGUGAAUUGGGCUUUAGGUAGCCUACUUGAGACUUGUGAAUAAGAUUUUUUAAAUGUAGGCCUAAGAAUUAUGAGUGUAAUAACCAAGUUAGUAAAGGUGGAUUAAGCAAAUGACUGUGUGUCAGGAUCCUGCACCAAAGAAAUGUUAACCAGAUCCUGGCCUAAACCACAUAAAUCUUCAGAAUUCAGUUAACUGUAAGAUAACAGUAACAGUAAGGCUACUAAAUAUACAGUUACCAUCAGUGAAACCACAGUAUGGCAAUACCACACUUAAUAUUAAAUGUACUAAAUGGGUGAUAUUUUACAGUGUUCAA